Coniophora puteana RWD-64-598 SS2 is the source of this 750-nucleotide messenger RNA. RefSeq lists its product as uncharacterized. The transcript has 2 exons. The record is from RefSeq and is a predicted model, not a curated record. The annotation marks the transcript as partial. Lineage: Eukaryota; Fungi; Basidiomycota; Agaricomycetes; Boletales; Coniophoraceae.
CUCUUGGUGGACGUUCCAGAUAGUCCUAUCACCCGCCACGAACUAAGCGCCACUGGCCCUUUCGAAACGAGUCUCUACGUGCGCGCCGUUCUACGAAACGGUGAAAUGGAACCUGUGGUUAAAGCUGGCCUCGAGGCUUGUUCGUCUUCGUCAACUGGAUAUCUGGACUUUUCCACGGCGAAGCAUACAGGAACUGGACACCACUCGCGCGUUUAUUCUGUCCAGCUGUCGCUAGCUAAGGGCGUGCAGAUUAGGGCGAGUGAUGGCGACGACUCGGACCCUUCGACAGUCCGAGUGGCCGCGAAGAUGGCGAUAGACAAAUCCUCGGCUCGUACGCUCCUGACAAACGAGGCGAAGAUGUACCACAGGUUCCCGAGCUCGCUUUCGGAGUCGUGGAUGGGAUAUAACCUGGUGCCGCCCAUGUUGGAGCCCGUGCCUGCAAGCGCGGUCAUUCCUCAAUUCUACGGGUACUAUGUACCUGCGUGGCGCGGGUGCACGGAGAUUGACGAUAAAGCGAAAGAGAGUCCGAUAUUGCUUAUGGAGGACUGCGGGAGUCCGGUCUCCAAACGCGAUCUGUCUGAGGAUGAAACGAAAGAGAUAUUCUCGAUGUUCUUGCGUCUCCAUCUGGCAGAGUUUAUCCACCUCUCAGCCUACCAACGCAAUAUCGUCUUUCAGCCGGGUCCGCUCACGAUCCCGCCGCACCUCCGCUCCAAGGGCACUCCUAGUUUCCGUGUCAUUGACUUUGGGCGC